AUGAAUUGGCUGUUCCCGUAUGCCGUGGGCGCGACGACGGUGGCCACGGCCGCGACGCCUGCACCCUCCGAGCCUGAUUGCCCGUCUCCGUCGUCCCCGGCGUUCGGCACGGGCGGCGCCGGCGCUAAUAAGGAAACAGAUUCGGGUUCCUCCUCAUCGGCGUCCUCUUCAUCGAGCGCCGCCGACGCCUUCAGUUUCAGCACAUCCGGGCAGCGGAGCCCAUCCACCUCAACCUCGGCGCUGUGCUUCGGCGCGGGCGGCGCCGGGAUGCGGCUGUGGAGCUCCAGCAAAGCCCUCGCGCGCGCGUCCAAGAUCCACGAAGAGGAGGAUGAUGGGCAGGCGUCGGCGAGCGUGGCGCCGAAGGGGGACGCGGUGUGGAGGUACCUGCGGUUGCGGAGGAUCUCCCGGCGGCUGAGGAAGGUCAGGGCCGCUAACAAGGAAUCGCCGGCAGCGCCACGGAGGGCCGCCGUCGACGACACGGCCCGCGAGCGCGCGGAGGCCGUGGCGAGCGCCAUCGCCCACUGCAAGGAGACACUCCGCCGCGGCACGACGCGGCGGCGGCGGCUACCCCCGCCGCUGUGCUCGCUUAGCCUUGACUUGUGGCUCCGCGAGAGGCAGGACGAGAUCAUUGCUAGCGCCGCCGCGCACUGCGACGACGAGUGCGGCGGCUCGCGGCCACCCGCGGCUGUCUUUCCGACUGCGCUUGCACGCCAUGCCCCAUGCAUGCGGUUGCCACCUAUCAUGGGACGCGAGUCCGCGGCGGCGGCUACUGGAACGCCGUCGUCGUCACAGAUCAUGAGUGGUGCGGUGGCCAGCAGGCAGGCGGAAACGCGUGGCAGCUUCAGCGAGCUGGAGUUUCUGGAAACCUUCGAUGGGGUCGAGGAGCUGAUCGAUCGUCACUUCAUCACUGUACAAAUCUGA
Miscanthus lutarioriparius is the source of this 921-nucleotide messenger RNA. The record is from the annotation of a GenBank genome assembly. Lineage: Eukaryota; Viridiplantae; Streptophyta; Magnoliopsida; Poales; Poaceae.